CAAAUUGAAUUGCAGUCAACUAUCAGAAAAUUUUGAGUAUUAAUCGGAUAAAAGCCUCUUUCGCUUUCAGACCAGAGAGAAAAGAGAAAAGUCUUGACCUUUUUCAAUUUGUCUAAAAUAAACAAAACUGCAAGAAAUCUAGCUAGGGUUUAGGUUAAACCUCAACAACCAGACCCUCAACCAUGGCGGAAACCACCGCAUCGGAAGAACAUCUCGCGGAACAAAACACAUCCUCCUCCUCCGCCGCCAAAGAAAUUGACGUGGACAGCUCCAAACCUGAGGCUGGUCGCGAGGCCGGUGACGACAAAGCUACUGAUUCCAAGAAGCGGAAGGUAGAUGACGGAAAGGGGAAAGCCAAAGUUGAUGAACAAAGUGAAGACAAGAAGAAGAAGAAGAAGAACGAGGAGGCGGAGGAAGCGAGCAAGGAGAUACUAUCGGGUCCAGUGAAAUUGGGUUACAAGACCUUCGAUUCUUCGGUGGAAAUUUUCGAUUACUUCUACAACUUUCUUCAUUCCUGGCCCCUUAAUAUCAAUGUCAACAAGUAUGAACAUCAAAUGUUGCUGGAAUUGCUCCAGAAGGGACACAAGAAUGCUGCCCGGAAGAUUGGAGUGGGAAUCCGCUCUUUCCAAAUCCACAAGCAUCCCAAGUGGAUGGGCAGGUGCUUCGUCCCCAUCAGGGAGGAUGGAUCUGUGGAUUAUUUUCGCUUCCGCAAAUGUGUGCAUCAUAUUCUUCCAUUGCCGGAUGAGAUGCUUCCACUACCUGGAGUGGACAAGCACUUAAGCAGCAAAAAGAAGUACUCAAAACAGGGAGGGCGCGGCCGUGGCGAAUCUGGAAAGUGACUGCCAGUAAUGGCUAUUUUCUUCCCAGAGAUCUUCAGUGUGUUGUGCAUACUUGAUCAGCUUAUCCCAUACUUCCUCUAGCUGUGAAACACUAAAACUGCACUACCCAGAUCUUUGAUACAUGAUGUUGUGUUUCUGUCAUACUCAUAUUCCUUUGUAAAGUGACGCCUUACUUCAUCCAAGUUCAACCAAAUUUUGGUUUUGUUACCGUCAACUUUCAUUUGUAUCAUACCCCCAAUACUAGAGCUUUUGAAUGGCUGGGAAAUUGGAAUAGUAUCAUUUUUAUUUGAAUGAAAUUCUAGUUGGCUUGGCCAUAUGUUUUUUAGAUU
This is a messenger RNA of Arachis ipaensis, 1168 nucleotides long. Its product is annotated as protein EMBRYO DEFECTIVE 514. Gene Ontology annotation, biological process: chloroplast rRNA processing; chloroplast organization; nucleologenesis. Gene Ontology annotation, cellular component: chloroplast; nucleus. The record is from RefSeq and is a predicted model, not a curated record. Lineage: Eukaryota; Viridiplantae; Streptophyta; Magnoliopsida; Fabales; Fabaceae.